Molecule: messenger RNA, 1822 nt
Organism: Pomacea canaliculata
Lineage: Eukaryota; Metazoa; Mollusca; Gastropoda; Architaenioglossa; Ampullariidae
Product: SET domain-containing protein 4-like
Exons: 9
Coding region: 212-1513 (433 amino acids)
Biological process (GO): positive regulation of transcription by RNA polymerase II; peptidyl-lysine dimethylation; peptidyl-lysine trimethylation
Molecular function (GO): histone H3K36 methyltransferase activity; transcription coactivator activity; protein binding
Source: RefSeq, a predicted model, not a curated record
GUCGAAACUAAAAGAGCCUAAUUAGGGAGAGAGCGCAAGAGUCGGUUGCAAGCUGUCCUCAAAGGCAAAAAAAUUUAGCGGCAUCCACCAAGUACCAUCUCUACAGCCUCUUCAGUUUAUGUGCAUGAAAGAUGAGAGGUUCUAAAAGCCACAAGUAGAAGCAAAGUUUUGCUCUUUUGUCUGGAUUACCUCAGACUCUCCUCAUGUGGUAAUGAUGAGACACCUUGGAAGAACAUGGAGACGAAGACAAAAGAGAUCCUGUACUGAAGCCAAACCUCAUGACGAUCAAUGCUCAGAGUUGAGGAAAUGGAUGGUGCACCGAUCUUCAAAAAGUUUGUUGGCGGAGACAUUUAGUUUGGUACCUUUUGACUUUGCAGAAACAGGUCGUGGAUUAAAGACAAAGAGGAAAAUUGAACCUGGUACAAUGAUUGUGUCAAUCCCACAAUGCCUGCUGGUGUCUCCACUGGAUGUCCUUACCUCUGAGAUGGGCUGUCUCAUCAAGAGGUGGAGGCCAACAUUCACAGGCCAUCAGAUCUUAUCACUUUUUCUCCUGAUUGAGCUAAAAAAGGGAAGAAACUCUGCCUGGCAUCCAUUUAUACAGUCGCUUCCAGCCUGUUACACACUGCCUCAUUAUUUCUCCCAUGGAGAGCUUGACUUCCUCACAUCCCAUAUCCGUGAGAGAGCAGACAAAGAAAUAGCUCGGGCCCAUCAAGCCUUCAAAGAUGUGCACAAAUUUUGCCAGCAUCACUGGCCCAGUGGUGUGGACUGGGCAUCAUGGGAAAAGUUUCUGUGGGCAUGGUGCACCAUCAGCAGUCGUGCAGUUUACCUCAAAACAGAGGCAAGUGCUGAAGGCUGGCUUGACCUGAGCCACACAGACGAGAACAACCAAGCAUUAUGUCCAUACCUGGACCUGAUCAACCACACCUCCACUGCACAGAUGAGAGCUGGCCUGAAUACGAAGACUGCCUGCUAUGAGAUAGUGACAGAGGAUUCCUUUCAAGCUCACGACCAGGUGUUUAUCAGCUAUGGUCCUCAUGACAACACAACUUUAUUCCUGUUUUACGGCUUCACCCUUCCAACCAAUGUCUACAACAGCGUUUUCUUCUCCAUAGAGGAUUUAACAGAGCUUUUGGAAGUCUUUCAUGUGGACAGCUGGGCUCGAAGGAAAGAGGUGCUUUGCCAAUAUAACUUACUUAGGCGGCUGGCAUGCAGUACAGAAGGGAUCUCAUGGAAUCUUCAAGCUGCUCUGUCUGUCUUGGCUAUGGAUCUUACACAGUUACAAGAAUGUUGGAGAAUAUUAAACAAAGAAGAAAUCCAUCCUGCUCUUGAGGCAAAUGUGUUGAUAAUGGCCAGGCAUCUGAUAGGCACAGCCUUAAGGAUGACAAAGCAGUUUCUUGCGGACAGGGAACGAAGGGCACAAAUGGAUGGUCCAACAACACACACACAACUUGCCCUCAGUCUUGUAAGGGAUGAUAUUGGCAUACUAACAUCAGCUCUACACGCCGUGUCCUGAUAACUUCACUGGAAUGUUAGAACUCGAAAACAUUUUACAGUUUUCAUACUCACGGUUGAACAGUUGAACGUUUGGUUUCAUUCAAAACUUGUUUACAAAAAUUACAGUAAGAGUAAAAAAGAAUAACAAAUACUGUUUAUUUCAUUUUCCAUGUGUAAUUUUAUGAAGCACACAACAGGACAGGUCAGGGGGAUGGCAUGAAAAUUUAUUGGUUAUCAAACAUACAAAAAAGGAUCUACAGAUAAUAUGCUCAACAGUCCUCUUUACAAACAAUGCAACUAAAACAUUUACAACACUUGGUGUUUUCUU